GGGCCGGGGCUUGGGGGUGGCCGGGGAGCGGGGGCGGGCGCGGCUGCUGAAACCCUCUGCGAUCCCGCCCGCCUGCCCGCCAGCCCGCCCUCGGCGCCCCAUUCACUCCGCGCGGGCAGGUGUGAGCGGCCGGUCCACUGCCGGGCAGGCGGGCACCCCCGGCACUCGCCACCGCAGCUCCACGCCGCACCUCGCCGCUGCGCCUCCUCUCCGGCCGGGAGUUCGUCGGUCCGUGCGUUUGUCCGUCCAUCCGUCCGCGGUCCUGCCCGCCUCCCGCCGCUGCCACCGGCUGGGAGCUUGAAGCCCCUUGUAGUCCUCCUGAGACGUCUUUGCUCUGAGAUCCAGGAGAUCUUCAGGUGAGAAGGUGUUGAGUCCUCACACUGUAUUCCAGAUCGACUCAGCAAGAUGGGGUGCAAAGUGCUACUCAGCGUCGGUCGCCAGAUGCUGCGGCGGAAGGUGGUGGACUGCAGCCGGGAGGAGAGCCGGCUGUCCCGCUGCCUGAACACUUUUGACCUGGUGGCCCUUGGGGUGGGCAGCACGCUGGGUGCUGGUGUCUACGUCCUGGCUGGAGCUGUGGCCCGUGAGGAUGCGGGCCCUGCCAUUGUCAUCUCCUUUCUGAUUGCUGCGCUGGCCUCGGUGCUGGCUGGCCUGUGCUAUGGCGAGUUUGGUGCUCGGGUCCCAAAGACGGGCUCGGCCUACCUCUACAGCUACGUGACCGUGGGGGAGCUCUGGGCCUUCAUCACUGGCUGGAACUUAAUCCUCUCCUACAUCAUCGGUACUUCAAGUGUAGCAAGAGCCUGGAGCGCCACGUUUGACGAGCUGAUAGGCAAACCCAUCGGGGAGUUUUCACGGACACACAUGGCUCUGAAUGCCCCCGGGGUGCUGGCCGAAAACCCUGACAUAUUUGCUGUGAUUAUAAUUAUCAUCUUAACAGGACUUUUAACUCUUGGUGUAAAAGAGUCUGCCAUGGUCAACAAAAUAUUUACUUGUGUCAACGUUCUGGUCCUGGGCUUCAUCAUGGUGUCAGGAUUUGUGAAAGGAUCGAUUAAAAACUGGCAGCUCACGGAGAAGGAUUUCUGGAAUACAUCUGGCCAUCUCUGCUUGAACAAUGACACAAAAGAAGGGAAACUCGGAGUUGGUGGAUUCAUGCCCUUUGGAUUCUCCGGUGUGCUGUCGGGGGCAGCAACCUGCUUCUACGCCUUCGUGGGCUUUGACUGCAUUGCCACCACAGGAGAAGAAGUCAAGAACCCCCAGAAGGCCAUCCCCAUGGGGAUUGUGGCAUCCCUCCUGAUCUGCUUCAUCGCGUACUUUGGGGUGUCUGCCGCCCUCACGCUCAUGAUGCCGUACUUCUGCCUGGACAAGGACAGCCCCCUGCCCGAUGCCUUCAAGCAUGUGGGGUGGGAAGGCGCCAAGUACGCGGUGGCUGUGGGCUCCCUCUGCGCUCUGUCCACCAGUCUUUUAGGUUCCAUGUUUCCCAUGCCUCGAGUGAUCUAUGCCAUGGCUGAAGAUGGACUGCUAUUUAAAUUUUUGGCCAAAAUCAAUGACAGGACCAAAACACCAAUAAUCGCCACAUUAACCUCUGGUGCCAUAGCUGCUGUGAUGGCCUUCCUCUUUGACCUGAAGGACUUGGUGGACCUCAUGUCCAUUGGCACUCUCCUGGCUUACUCUUUGGUGGCUGCCUGUGUGUUGGUCUUACGGUAUCAGCCAGAGCAACCUAACGUAGUCUACCAGAUGGCCAGAACUACUGAUGAGUUAGAUCAAGUAGACCAGAAUGAGCUGGUGAGCACCGGUGACUCCCAGACGGGCUUUUUACCAGAGGCAGAGAAUUUUUCUUUGAAAACCGUACUCUCACCCAAAACCAUGGAGCCUUCCAAAUUAUCUGGGCUAAUUGUGAAUGUGUCUGCCAGCCUCAUAGCUGUUCUGAUCAUCACCUUCUGCAUCGUGGCCGUGCUUGGAAGGGAGGCUCUGGCCCACGGGGAGCUGUGGGCAGUCUUGGUGCUCACAGUGUCUGCCCUCCUCUGCGCAGUGGUCACGGGCAUCAUCUGGAGGCAGUCCGAAAGCAAGACCAAGCUCUCGUUUAAGGUGCCCUUUCUGCCAGUUCUCCCCGUCCUGAGCAUCUUUGUGAAUGUCUAUCUUAUGAUGCAGCUGGACCAAGGCACGUGGGUGCGCUUUGCAGUGUGGAUGAUAAUAGGCUUCAUCAUCUACUUUGGCUAUGGUCUCUGGCACAGCGAGGAGGCAUCCCUGGCCGCUGACCAAGCAAGGACUCCUGAUGGCAAUUUGGACCAGUGCAAGUGAUGCGCAGCCCCACCCCCCGGAGGUGGCAGCAGCCCUGAGGGACACCCCCAGAGGACCGGGAGGCACCCUGCUGUCUCCACCGCUGCAGCAGGAACCACCCACAUUCAUGAUGCCCCUAGUGCAACCCAAGGUGCAAUGACUUGAACCACAGCCUCAGCCACAGCUUGCGUGUUCUAUCCACACUCCACUCUGCGGGCGGCUAAUGAGGCCCUGGCCCCCUCCGGACAGCUCCGUGGCUGGGACCACUUGGCUGAGGCUGGCUGCCAUGUCUCCUCACUUCUCUCUGAACAAGAAAGCUGCGCCUCUCCUUGCCAGCUCAGCGUCCGGGCUGCUGUGGCCUCAAGCAGGAUGGAGGUCCCCUUCUCUCCUGAUGGGGGAAUCCAGGCCCCUCCCUGGGGACUGUUCUGGUAUUGACAAUGUGCAUACUCCAGCCUUGUAGCCCUCUCCCUCUGCCCCAAACAGCUGGCCAUAGAUGCAAGAUGAGUACCACAAAACUACGUCCCCAGCACUCGCCACCCACCCCAGCCCAGCAGCAGCUGUUCACUUACAAAGGGCAACCAGGACUGUUUCCUACUCCUGCUUCUGCCAUCUGAGUUGCUUCCAGAUGGGGCAUUGGGACUGGGCCCCUCCCCACCUCCCUUCCCAGCAGGGCUUUGCUCUGAUGGCACCAACGGCCCAGCAGCAGGAGUGAGGGCAGGGGUUUGUCGAAGACAAGUAGGAAGAGGUGGCUUCCUUUGGGAACGAAGGCGAGAGGGCUGGGGGAGGGCUGGCUCCGUGCAUGUGUGUGUGAGAGCCGGAGACAGUCUUCGGCCCUGUCCCCUCCAGGCCUGGGCCAGUAAGUGCUGCUCCUGGCAUCUUGCUGCUGGCUAUGCAUCUUGAGUAACUGGAACAUGAGACUCUAUUUGUGUAGGAUUGGCCUCAAAUAGGCAGAGUUUAGAACUCCAUUUUCUGUGGUCUCUGCCAUUCACUAAAUCUUGCCCUCCAAUGCUUGCAAAUCUCCUGGGUCUUGUAGGCUUCUCAAGGCAGGUGGCAACUUGGUCCAGGGUCAUGGCAAGUUGGGGUCAUAACUCUGGCCCCAGACAUGAUCUGCUUGGCCUCUUUCUUGUGUGUAAUGAAAGUAAAGCCUCCUGUUAGUUGCUGGGAACCACUCCACUCAAUUAAGUUGGGGCUUAACAUUAACUUGGAAAAUGGCCAGAUAAUUACCCCAUGUCAUGGUGUGUCAUCUUGGGGAUGUGGUCUGCACAUGGGGUGGUGGGCAGUCAUAUUGCUGUCCCUCUCAUGCAUCUGUCAUCCAAAUGCUGCAGCUUUGUGUUCGCGGUGAGAUUCUAACCCUGCCCGGGACCUCAUGCUUCUGUAAGUUGGAGAGCCACGGGCAGGUGCAGCUGAGACUUGGCCAACCCUCCGUCCACGGCUCCCUGUGCCUACUGUGUGCUCCACCCCACUCCUCUCCUGCUCAGGGUGGGGCCUGGGGCCAACACCGUUCCACACACUCCUCGUAGGUGGAAGCCAGAGGAAAAAAUGCUGACGGAGCCUUACUUCCAUUUAGAGUAUCAUGCAGGAGACAGAAGGGUCCUGGGUUGAUGGGAGGCCAGCAUUUUGGACAAUGCAGGAAAUGUAAAUGCUGCUUUUGAAGCUUAAUUUCCCAUUUGUUCCCAGUCUGGCCUUUGACACACAUCUGGUAAAAAGAAGCCUGAUAAAUCGAUGGCAUUUGUCUUUCUCCCUGUGCCACGGAAGGUUCUUGGAGAGAGACGCAAGAGCAAGGGAGACGGCUGAGAGGCUGGGUCAGCCGGGGACAGGGGUGGCCAGGCGCUCUGACCUUGCUGGGGGUGGCUCUCUUCUAAGUCUCAUUGCUGGACGUGCUGGAGGAGCAUCAUAUGAGCCCAAAGCUUAGAUUUCCAAAGAAAGAUAUUUAAAUUUAUGUAGAUUGGUGCUGUAAAAUAUUUUGAUAAAUAUUAACUUAUUUUGUUGUAGUUUUGGUUGUCUGUUGUCUUCUUAGCUAUUUGUUUGCUUGAUUUUUUUUCCCUAUUAUUUUUCUACAUAGGCAAAGAGAACUUGAGGGAAGGAGGGUAUCCAAGGAAGGUGGUUGGGGAGAGAAAUUUUUAAUUUCCCUUCCUGGCUCAAAUUUCCAUGCAAGACAGCACCCAACAGACUGUUUACACUUGACACGUCAGCUCGCUACGCGUAUCCUUCUACAGACUGAAAGAAAGGGUGUGCUCCCAUGGCGAGGGUGUGCUGGCUGGGGACCGUGAGGCCACUCGCCUCACUCGGGAGCCUGCAGUGGGGCGCGGAAGCACGCACAGGCUCUGUAGGGCAGAGCCACCCCUGCGCCCUCCCAGAGUAGAGGAAGGACGUACUAGUCAAGAAAGGUCACCUGAGGGCAACUUGCAUCCGUAGUUCAUUGAUCCCUGUGCUUUUAUGGAGUAGUUUUUGUACAGUGGCCAGAGGUUUUCUCUUCUGUGUGUGAGGGCAGUAGUAUAAGUAAUGGUGUUUGGGGUGAGCCUCACAAUUUUAAUAGACUUUUUAAUAUCACAUCCCUCAUUCCUUCCCCUGAAAUAAACACACACACACACACGAGCAAAAACACAAAAACGAACGAUUGUUGCCCAGUAAGAAUAUCAUUCUCAGUUUCCUGGCUUGGCCAGUGUUUUCCUGCAUAGAACUUCCACAUCGCAGGAGACGCACACCCUGCAGGAACAGUGUGUCUCCUGUCAGACUGUCUGUACAAAGCCCCAAAUGCCCGCAUUGGAGAGACAUUGGUGAUGAGUAAGUGUCCCUUCCUGUCUCUCAUACCCCACCACCCUGAGUGUUUUUGUGACCCCCAAGGGUACAAAUUCAUGAAGAAGCAAACACAGCAGAGCCCUCCCUCAGGACCUCUUGAAGAGGGGAAGGGGGUCUCUAGGGAAGCAGCGGGGCCCCUGGUGACGUGAACCAGCUUCCAGGAAGGCAGCACAGCCUGGGUGGGGGGAGAUCAGGCCUCUGAACACCCCGCACUCAUCCACCCUACCCAUCACCCCUGCCCACACCCUCAGCCAGGGCUCUGUGGAUCUGAUUUGUUUUUCCAAACCAAGAGGGAGAAGUGACAGGCUGCUUCAGAACAAUUAUGAAAUGUAUGUUGUUGUCAGAAUUGUUCACAUUUCUCCCCACUUUUGGUUUUGUUUUUGCAGCAGCUAAAACUCUCUUCCCAUCAAGUCUCUUAUGUCUUAUCUAGCAGGUGAGCAGCCGCCUGGUCCUGUGUGCUGAUGCGAUGAUUUGGGCACCACGCACUGCCCGCCUGCCUGUGGCGUGGUGGCUGGGAUAUGCAGAGAGUCCAGAGGUGACUGCAGGACCGGUGGGGCACCCAGGUUUUCCACCCAGGCCAGUGGCCAAGGCCCUGACAUACUCCCUCCCGUGCCUUUGGCACACCCGCCCACUGUGUUGUCUGUGGAGACAGGUGGAGAUUCAGCAGCUCUUGUCCCUCAGCCUCCCACAGCAGGCAUUCUGCAUUGGCCGGUGUUUGCAGUCCCACACAGUGUGGCCUCUAGCCUGACACUGGGUGAAGACUGGGGACAGCCGUGAGUGCUUGCUGGGAGGCGUGUGGACAUGCAACACCCAGACUUGCAGGCAAGGUCAUGGGUACCACCCGACAUGCACGGCCUUACUGCUAGAGAAAACCUGCCUGGCUCCAUGCCAGCCCUGUCUUUUUUGAUUUGAGCAUCCCGUUUUUACACAGCCACUUCUUUCUUUCUAGAAAGAGCCGACAGUUGUGUUGGCACCAUGGAGACAGGGAGUGAGGGUCUUGAUGCGGGGCCCCAGCCGCGCUGUGCUCUGGGAUGGGUGAGAGGCGUGUGUGUGUCUACGCUCUGGAGGCCUCCUGAGUUCCUGGGAUGGGAAGUUGCUGGGCAGAGGAUGUGACGCUUGUGUAUGGAAUUGUUAGAGUCCAACUUUAGAUGGGAUCGAAUAUAUGUUAUGUAUAAUUGUUGUAUAUAAUUUAAAAUGUGUCUGUUUGCCAUCAUGAUGGGAGGAUUAUGUGGAAGGCUCCUAAGGGAGAGUGAGAUGUACAUUUUAUCAGAUGCUUGUGGACUUUUUUGGGGUAAUGAAAUGCUUUAUUGAUCCACUGGUGCAAAAAGCUAUACACCAUAUGUCAUUGUAGUUUCAAUACCUAAUGGCUUUUUAAAGCAAAAAAAAGUCAACUGACUUUCAUCUUCAUCACUCUGAUGCAGUCUUCUUUUUUUGUGCCCAUUGCUGCAUUAAGCUGCAUCGCUGUUUUUCCGAAGGGACCUGGCUCAGCCAAGGAGCCGUCCUGGAUGGUCUUACAGAUGUGUGGAACUGCAGGCUGAGAAACCCACGGGAGACGAAGACCUUGGCCAGGCUUCACGGGAAGCCCAAGCAGAUUUUCUCAGGGUAUUAGCUUGUGCAGCAGUCAGGAAGCAGGACCAGGAAGGUGCAUUUAGACUUCAUCAACGAGGGAUGUGAUUUCAUGUUUCUUGAUGACAAACUUUUAAGUUUGGGACUUACUUUCCCACUUGAGAUGUAUAUUUAAGAUAAAUUUCCUGCUUAAGUUGUGCCUUUCAGCUUCGUGGGUUAAGGAGCAUAAGGGGAAUGAUAUAAUGUGGGUUGGUUUAUUAUCAAACCUGAAUAGCUGUGGUUUCUCCAGUAAAUUUUUUCUUCUACUGAACACAGAGCCAUUAUUAAAAGAGUUGUGUGUUUUUUAUUAUGUAAAUUGUAUAAUAUUUUUUGCUUAUUUGAUGUUCUAUUUUUCUAAUAGUUUUCUCAUAGUUUCUUAUAAUUGUGAUACUAGGUUUAGAUUCUGAUGCUACCUGCAAAUCAGGUUGGUCUCUGCUGGGUCCCUCCUGUUUCCAUUUUAUUUCAAGGAAAAGUGCUGGUGUCAUCCAUCACCUUUACAAAAAUGUGAAACUCUGUAUCCCCUUUUUGCUGACAACACUGUACGUUGACAACUUCCUACCAUACUUUAUGUUGUAAAGUCAAACUAUUUUGUGGUACAUUAUCUCAUGCUUUCCCAAAUUCUAAUAAAUUUCGUCUAUGGCUUCCAUGUA
Molecule: messenger RNA, 7328 nt
Organism: Cynocephalus volans (Philippine flying lemur)
Lineage: Eukaryota; Metazoa; Chordata; Mammalia; Dermoptera; Cynocephalidae
Gene: SLC7A1
Product: solute carrier family 7 member 1
Exons: 13
Coding region: 406-2295 (629 amino acids)
Biological process (GO): L-ornithine transmembrane transport; L-arginine import across plasma membrane
Cellular component (GO): plasma membrane
Molecular function (GO): L-arginine transmembrane transporter activity; L-ornithine transmembrane transporter activity; L-lysine transmembrane transporter activity
Source: RefSeq, a predicted model, not a curated record